CAGAAAAUAAUGGUGGCUCCCAUGUCCCUGGCAAACCCGGGUGGCGGGAGCAGGAGCGUGAAUCCCCGCACCGGCUACUGCGCAACGACCAAGUCGUUCCACAGCCUCCGUCCGCCGGUGCCGCUGCCACCGCCGGACGUCCCGCUCUCCUUCCCGGAAUUCGCGUUCACGCUGCUGCAGUCGUCGUCCCGACUCCUCGACGCCCACCCGGCGCUCCUCGACGCCGCCACAGGCGAGGCCGUCUCGUUCCCAGCCUUCCUGUCACGGGUGCGCGCGGUUGCCGGCGCUCUGCGAUCUCGCGUCGGGCUGCGCCCCGGCGACGUGGCGUUAGUGCUCGCGCCAACGCGGAUCGACGUGCCCGUGCUCUACUUUGGGCUCCUCUCCAUCGGCGCGGUCGUCUCCCCUGCCAACCCAACCCUCACCCGCGCCGAGGUUUCUCGCCUCGUCUCCCUCUCCGGUGCAUCCGUCGCCUUCGCUAUCUCUUCCACGGCUUCGAAGCUCCCCGCUGGCCUCCCUGCCGUCCUCCUCGAUUCGCCACACUUUCGAUCCCUCUGCAUGGACGAACAGGGAGAUGGGUUGGCGCUCGAGACGGCCGUGGUGGUGCGGCAGUCGGAUACGGCGGCGAUCCAGUUCUCCUCGGGGACGACUGGGCAGGUGAAGGCGGCGGCGCUGCCGCAUCGGAGCUUCAUCGCGAUGGUGGCAGGGUUCCACGCACUGCAUGCUAAGCCGCAGUCGCCGAGGAAGAAUCACGAGAGGGCGCUGCUGUGCGCUCCGAUGUUCCACUCCAUGGGGUUCUUCUUCGUGCUGAAGGACAUCGCGCUGGGGGUGACGACGGUGGUGGUGACGGACACGGCAGCACGGGCCGGGAUAAGGGGGCUGGUGGAGACGGCGGAGCACUGGGAGGUUACGGAGAUGACAGCGGCGCCACCGGUGGUGAUGGGGAUGACCAAGGAGAGGUGCAGGCUGACGGCGCUGGAUCGGAUAAUAUGCGGCGGAGCCCCGCUGUCGAUGGCGGCAAUCGAGCGGUUCCGCCGACGAUUCCCACACGUCGAUCUGUGUAUGGGCUAUGGCUCAACCGAGGCAGGUGGCAUCUCAAGGAUGAUCAGCCAGGAAGAGUGCACUCACAUAGGCUCUGCUGGCCGAGUCACUGAGAAUGUCGAGGUAAAGAUCGUUGACCAUGUCACGAACAAGCCAUUGCUCGCUGGGCAGCAAGGGGAGCUUUGGGUAAGAGGGCCUUCCAUCAUGACAGGUUAUGUGGGUGAUGACGAGGCCAAUGCAACCACUUUUGAUUCUGAUGGAUGGCUGAAAACUGGUGACCUUUGCUAUAUUGAUCACGACGGGUUUCUGUUUGUAGUAGAUAGGCUAAAGGAGUUGAUUAAAUACAAGGCUUAUCAGGUUCCACCUGUAGAGCUGGAGCUUGUCCUGCAAUCUCUGCCAGAAAUUGCUGAUGCUGCAGUUAUGCCGUAUCCUCAUGAAGAAGCAGGGCAGAUACCAAUGGCACUUGUCGUAAGACAAACAGGAAGCAAAAUUACCGAAGAAGAAGUCAUGUACAACGUUGCGAAGCAGGUCGCCCCAUACAAGAAGAUCCGAAAAGUCAUGUUCGUUGACUCCAUACCCAAAUCACAGUCUGGGAAGAUAUUGAGAAGGGAGCUAGUGAACCAUCUACGGUUAUGUGAAUUGUCGAGAUUGUAACUGUGUGGGCCAUAUAGUUAUGUUGAAUUGUUAUGAUUGUAACCAUGUGGGUCUCAUGCCCAUAUGGGACCUAAUGAGAUCCGAAAAGUCAAGUUUGUUGACUCCAUACCCAAAUUGCCAUCUAGGAGGAUAUUAAGAAGGGAGCUAGUAAACUAUCUAUGGUUAUUUGAAUUGUUUACACUGUAACUAUGUCGGUCCCAUAUCGUUAUGUUGAAUUGUCAAGAUUGUAACCAUGUGGAUCCUAUGUCCUCAUGUGGAUCCCAUGCCCUGUGAUGAAAUUCUUGUGUGAGCAAAACAAGUGUAGCGAAAUUGAAGCUCAAGAAGAUAACUGAAUAUACCAA
This is a messenger RNA of Oryza brachyantha (malo sina), 2033 nucleotides long. RefSeq names its product 4-coumarate--CoA ligase-like 7. Gene Ontology annotation, molecular function: CoA-ligase activity. The coding region runs from base 10 to 1692 and encodes 560 amino acids. The transcript has 5 exons. The record is from RefSeq and is a predicted model, not a curated record. NCBI's taxonomy places the organism in Eukaryota, Viridiplantae, Streptophyta, Magnoliopsida, Poales, Poaceae.